This is a messenger RNA of Aphanomyces invadans, 1275 nucleotides long. RefSeq lists its product as hypothetical. NCBI's taxonomy places the organism in Eukaryota, Oomycota, Saprolegniomycetes, Saprolegniales, Verrucalvaceae. The coding region runs from base 1 to 1275 and encodes 424 amino acids. The transcript has 4 exons. The record is from RefSeq and is a predicted model, not a curated record.
AUGGCAAACGACGACCACCACCAGGACAGCGACAGCCUCGGCGGCGACGACACACGCCGUCAAAUGGCGUCGCUGCGCAUGCGUAAAUAUCGGUCGCUCAAGAAGGAAGAGUUCCGGCGCAUCGAGGACGAGUGCCGGUCCCUACAACAGACCCUGCAUCACCUGCUGCGCCAGCGCGCUCACUCGGGUGGGGACCCACCCCCCGCUACAAGCAGAAUGAUUCAACGCGAAGUCCACCACAGCAUCGCUGAACAAGUGGCCCGCCACACGCGCCAUCUUCGCCAUGAAGUCGAAGCCAACUACAAGCUCGCGUUCUGCUUGCGAGAUUGGGUGGCGUCCCAGCAUCCCGCGCCUAGCCUGACGCCGCAAAUGCCAUGGAUAUAUGCCACGCUGAGCGCCAAUCCAGACGUCCGGUGGGCUGGACUGCAAUGGCUCAGUGAGAGGCUGUUGCACACAGCCAACUCGGUCGUACCGCAGCACCCGAUGGACGUCCGAGGGGGGGAUGCCAUCCACGUAUCGGUGCACUCUCCUGACCACACCGACGACCCCAUCGCAAGCGGCGCGAUGGAAUUCCAUUUUCAGUUUUACAUUGUGUUUGUACCGUUUUCCGACGUCGUGUCGGCCUUGGUGUUGUUGAAUUCCCAGCGAGCGUUCGUUGUCCCCGAUGUGGUGGCGUGCCAGAUGGUCGAAGAAGCCAACUCGCUACGAUAUACGUAUGCGGCGAAUCCGCACAACGGAGUCACCCUGCGGCAAGUGACCGCCUUGUUCCACACCCCCGACAGCACAAGGGCAGUGCUCACGAGCGCCAAAGUGACCGACGACGAAAUGUAUCCACUUCAAGAUGGAGAAGUGCGAUCCCACGGGUUUGGAUGGUGCGGCCGACAACUUGGGAACCACUGCAGUCACUCUGUGCGUAGGACGGUCGCCGAGAGCGUCGGGCCCAACAUCACGACGAUCCGGGGAUCGACGCUGUAUUACGCCCCCAUCUCCACGACCGGCCCAAUCUCGUUCGAAGAGGUUGGCGACUUGUUUGGUGUCGACCAUCGCCAGUACAGAUGCAGAAGCGACUUGAUCGCGCAAGUUCAGUCGCAAGCCGAAGCUACUGUGACUGCUUGCUUUCGGCGGCACGUUCAUGCUCUGCGGCAUCACUUGGACGGCAAAGUCACCUCACCAGGGGACGCGAUCCAUGCUCGAGCACUCGCUGAUCAUGCCAAGACCGGCGCCACGAUAUCGACCGCAACGUUGAGACCUGCCAUGAGCUCCACGUGGGAAUAA